AUGUUGGCAGAGAAGUUCAGGAAAGCCACGCGCUUCUUCUUCUUGUUGAACAGAAAAUACAUGUUGCACCACAACGUUCCCGGUAGGUCGUUUAGAAACGCUUGUGCAGGCUCGUACUGGAAACACGUGCACUCAUCCAGGUCCAUGUGGGUGUUGAUGGUCUGCCAUAUCCAGUCGAGUCUCGAGGACCGGCCCAGAGAAAUAAGCAGCGAGUUUAUUCGUUGCACAAGCUCUGCAGACGAAGGUAUCAGCGUAAAGUUGUUUGGUUGCACGGACGAAAAGUCAUGGUCCGGAUAA
This is a messenger RNA of Ogataea philodendri, 297 nucleotides long. RefSeq lists its product as uncharacterized. The record is from RefSeq and is a predicted model, not a curated record. Bases 1 to 297 code for a protein of 98 amino acids. The transcript has a single exon. NCBI's taxonomy places the organism in Eukaryota, Fungi, Ascomycota, Pichiomycetes, Pichiales, Pichiaceae.